GCUUUCAUUCUCUGCCGCUUGAACUCCAUUCGUAUAAAUAACACAACACAACUCUCUCUCUCUCUGUAACCUCUCCACUUCCAUUCCUUUCGUAUUCUUCCUCCGUUAUUAACCCAUUUUUGUUUUAACCUUCAUAUUGUUCCUCCUUUAUUAAUCCAUUAUUUUUUAACCCACUUCUUCAAAUUCUUGAAGAAUCUGCGUUUCUUUUCAGCUUCUUGAUUCCAUACCGAAACUCCCCGUUUCUUUAGUUUCUUGAAUGCAAGUUCUUCGAAUUACUUGAUUUUUUCACUAGUGUUAUUCUUUUCUUUGCUUGAUUGAUCUUCGUAUUAUUGAACCAAAAGAAGAGUAUUUCUGGUGCUCUGUUUUUUUUUUUUUUUUCAUAGUCAACCAUGUUUGAUGCCAUGAGAUCCAAGUUCUAUAAGAAAUCAAAAUCGUUGUUGAAGCUUUCGAAGACGAGGCUGGAGACAGCGAAGAAGAAGAGAUUUGCGGUGUAUCAAUAUUUGAAGAAUGAUCUUGCUGAGCUUCUCAGAAACGGGCUUGAUUUAAAUGCAUAUGGCAGGGUUGAAGGGUUUUUGGCAGAGCAAAACAUGGCAUUCUGCUAUGAGUACUUGCAGCAGUGCAUUUCGACCAUCUAUAACCAGCUCUCAAACAUGGAGAAUCAGAGAGAAUGUCCUAGUGAAUGCAGAGAAGCUGUGGCAACUCUGAUGCAUGCUGCUGCUAGAUUUGCCGACUUGCCAGAAGUACGCGAACUCAGAACUGUAUUUACUGAAAGAUAUGGGAGUUCCCUGGAAAAUUUUGUCAGUAAAGAGUUUGUUGCGAGGUUAAGUCCAGAGGCGCCCUCACAGGAGAGGAAGAUUCAGAUAAUGGAGGAAGUAGCACAAGAAUUCUCCAUUCUAUGGGAUCCUCGGUCUUUAAGAAAGCAGUUGUUUAAACCGGCACCACCAGCACAAGACAAGCCUGUGCAUCGAACCCUUCAUGAUACUGACAAUGAUGGAUACAAUAAGCAUAAAAAGAAGGAUGAUGCCUUACCGGUAAGGGACAGCCGCGAUGGUGCAAAAAAAAUGAAUGAUGUGAGGGUGCAUGAUGUGCCAACAUCUAAUAGAAAGAAGGACGCCCCUUAUGAAAGGUACAAUGUGCCUAGUAGUAGGGAAGAUAAUGACAAUGAUGGAUACAAUAAGCAUAAAAAGAAGGAUGAUGCUUUACCGGUAAUGGACAGUCGCGAUGAUGGAAAAAAAGUGAGUGACGUGAGGGGGAAUGAUGUGCCAACAUCUAAUAGAAGGAAGGAUGCCCUUUAUGAGAGGUACAAUCUGCCUAGUAGUAGUGAAGAUGAAGUCGUUUCGAAUCAUAGAAGAAGAGACAGCAGCACCAGCCAAGAUAGCCAACGGACUGGUUCGAGUUCCGUAGGAAGUUCUGUUUCUGAAGAUGAAAUUGAUAGCAGGAAGCCCGUUCGCUAUGGACUUAUCCGUCCCCCUUAUGUCAAAAAGAGUAAUGCCAAGAUAGGAACAGAGGAGCCCUUGAGAUCAAAUGAUCAUGUAAAUGCAGAGCAAACCAAUUACAAAGAUCCUCCAAAUGUGAAAAGCAACUCGAAACUUCCACCAGGGCGUGAAGUCGCUGGCAAUAACUUGAAACCGCCACCAGGUCGUGAAAGGGCUGGCAUUGGUAUGGCUCAUAAAAUAAGUCCACGUUUGCAGUCCAUACUUAAUGAUGGUGGGAAUCUAAGCGAUGAAGAGGAGAAAAAAAUGGAUCAGCUGUUGAUGCAUUACAGUAAGAAAAAGACAUAUUCUCCUGCAGGACAAGAUAUUGAUGACACUUAUGGAGCGGCGAGACAGAGAAUUUCAAGAGGAAAUGUAUAUCCUCCUCCGGGAAAACAAUACGAGGAAACUAAUGGGACAAGGCACAGAAAUGCGAAGUCUGAGGUGCCUGCAGCACCAGCAAGGGCUUCAUCUAUGCCACCAGAACAAAAUUCUAUAGAUGAAGCAGCGAAAAAGCACGGUCGAGCCAACUCAUUGCAGCCGGAGAUGUUGGCAGGUCACGUGCAUCCGAAGCUGCCGGAUUAUGAUGACUUGGCUGCAAGACUUGCAGCUCUUAGAGGGCGAUAAAAUAACUAAAUGAUGAGCUACAUAUAGCAUCAGAAGCUUAGAAAUUAACUAGUUUCAAUUCGUUUAUAUUCAUGAUUUAUCUAAACAUUGAUUCAUUCCAUGUUCUUCUAUUGCAUUGGUAGUGUUUGAAAUUAUCUUCUGGAUGAAAAUCUGUACUCUCUUUGCAAGUGAAGAUAAUCCAUUGUCUAUGUAAUGUAACUUCAAAGCAUAUAUUAAACUAGCUGUUUGUACAGUAUUUGAUGCAUAUUUUUAGUUUCUACUUUCUAGUUUGAUUAUG
Messenger RNA from Pistacia vera, 2376 nucleotides. RefSeq lists its product as uncharacterized. The record is from RefSeq and is a predicted model, not a curated record. NCBI's taxonomy places the organism in Eukaryota, Viridiplantae, Streptophyta, Magnoliopsida, Sapindales, Anacardiaceae. Gene Ontology annotation, biological process: protein transport. The coding region runs from base 390 to 2099 and encodes 569 amino acids. The transcript has 6 exons.